This is a messenger RNA of Pyrus x bretschneideri (Chinese white pear), 1058 nucleotides long. RefSeq names its product dihydrofolate reductase. Lineage: Eukaryota; Viridiplantae; Streptophyta; Magnoliopsida; Rosales; Rosaceae. The record is from RefSeq and is a predicted model, not a curated record. The transcript has 6 exons. The coding region runs from base 83 to 871 and encodes 262 amino acids.
UAUUAUGCAUUCAUUCAUUUGGCUCUUAGUGUGCAUUGGAUUGAAGUGAACAUUGUGGUGGUGAGACGAAAGACAGAGUUCAAUGGAAAGCCAGAAGAAGAUGAAGAUACUUUGCCUCCAUGGAUUUAGAACGAGCGGCGCCUUUCUCAAAAACCAAAUUACCACCAAAUGGCCUUCUUUCGCCUCUCAAUUUGACAUGGAUUUUCCCGAUGGAAUAUUUCCUGCUGCUGGAAAAUCUGACAUUGAAGGCGUCUACCCACCACCUUAUUACGAGUGGUUUCAAUUUGACAAGGACUUCACAGAGUACACAAACUUGGAAGAAUGCAUCACUUAUUUAUGCGACUACAUAACAACCAAGGGCCCUUUUGAUGGUCUGCUUGGUUUUUCUCAGGGUGCGACGCUAUCAGGACUCCUAUUGGGCUACCAAGCUCAGGGUAAGGUGUUGAAGGACCAUCCACCUUUCAAGUUUUGUAUAUCAACAUCAGGAGCAAUGUUCAGAGAUCCCAGCAUAUGUGACAUUGCCUACAAAGACCCUAUCAAGGCCAAAUCUGUUCACUUCAUAGGAGCCAAAGACUGGUUAAGACGACCUUCGGAGGAUUUUGCCGCUGCAUUUGAUAACCCACUCAUCAUAAGGCACCCAUACGGCCAUACUUUCCCAAGGCUAGAUGAAGCAGCAACCGAGCAACUAUGUGGUUGGACUAAAACAAUCAUUGAAUGCAAUAACACUGAGAAUGGAGAUGCCAAAGAAAAACAUAACGGCACAGAUCCAGUGAUUGCAGAAAGUAAGAUCCAAAACAAGAAAACAAGCACUGCAGUUGACAUAAAAACAAAUGAGAGACAAGUCGAGGUUGUGGAGGCAACCUACGCAUGAAGAUCUCAAAUGUCACAAUAAAGACCUGGUCACUUGAAUGCACAAUCUACAUUGAUCACAGUAGCGGUGUGUGGAGCCAAAUAAUAUGUACUCUGUAGUCAGUACUGUAUGUGUUCCCUUCUUGGGGUCAUGCAGUUUUAUCUUUAUCCAAUGUAAAUCUAUAAUAGUAUAAUCUGGUUUGAAUGUA